Molecule: messenger RNA, 1316 nt
Organism: Sitodiplosis mosellana (orange wheat blossom midge)
Lineage: Eukaryota; Metazoa; Arthropoda; Insecta; Diptera; Cecidomyiidae
Exons: 3
Coding region: 147-701 (184 amino acids)
Source: RefSeq, a predicted model, not a curated record
ACACAACACGAAAGAUGAAAGAAGCUGAGUAAUACCUCAACCUCAACCUCAUCCUCAUUCUCUCAUGACAUAUGUGGUCACACAGAUAAUUAUGUGCAAGAAUGUGACCACCAUGUAAACAUCGCAUGGCAACAUUUACUUGAAACAUGAUUCGUAUCAAACUCCACAUCAUGCAGCGCAAACGCCAAGAUACGGUCAAUCAACGCCAAGUGCGGUGUUUGCACAUCCAAAACCACCUGCACAAAAUCGACCGAGAUCGAAUCAGUAUCAGGGAAAUCACUCGAGCUCACAGAAUCAACAAUAUGCGGGUGGAAAUCGGCCACGCAAUUCGCAUCGCGCUUCACCUCACGUGCCUAGUCCUCGGAACCGAUACACACCGACACAAGGAUCGCACAGCAGUCGGCCACACCAUCAAAGCCAAUCGUAUUCGAAACCAAGCGCAAGUAACGGCGACGACGAUUGGGACAAUGAUUGGGAUGGUGCACCAACGCAAAGGACUACACCAAAACAAAACAACAAAUCUUCGUAUUCAGCCGAAGAUGACUGGGAUGAAGCAUCGGCCAGUUGGGAAGCUCGAGUUGCAUCGAAAUCGAAUACCCCACGUUUCGAUGAUAAGAGCAAACAAACACAGUAUCAAAGUGGCAAGAGUCCACGUUCCGUUCGAAGUACGCUGCGCACCGAUACCUCGCCCCGAUCAAUGACUCUCGGCGAUGCAACGCCACUGUAUGACGAAAAUAUUUAAACUCAUUCAAUGCAGCAACAACCUCAUUAUCUAAAACAGAAAAACAAUUAGGUUAAUUUAUAAUGGAAUCAUCGCCAAUUGCUUAUUUAUUCCAAUUGCUAUGAAUUGCUUUGUUGUAAAUCACUCCAAACAGCAGAAGAAGCAAGGAAACAAAAACAAAAUAUUUGAUUGACGAACGAAUAUUUUCUUAUUUCGGUAAUAAAAACAAAACAAUUGAAUGAAAAUUCAGUGGAUUUUUUUAAAAAUAUAAAUGCGUUUUCUUUCGAUUACACAAAUCGAUCAUUACGGAAUUAUCAACUUUUUUCUCUUUUUUUUUUGAAGUUUAAACCAAAUUUGCAUUAUCUAAAUUUAUUUGUUUUAUUACGAAAUAUUUUUAUUUUAAAUGAACUUAUCUUGAGUUCUCUACUGAAUCAUGUUUGAUUGUUUGAUUUAUCAAUUAACUCUCCAUUUGUCGCGAUUGAAUGAAGUAACAAUUCAAAGUAAAUUAUUUUGAUCAAUACAAGUAGCCAGAAUAUAAAUAAAUAAUGAUAUCCAAAAAUCAAUAUGAAUAAAGUAUAUCAUUUAUACAAAAUCA